This is a messenger RNA of Vespula vulgaris, 645 nucleotides long. RefSeq names its product spidroin-2-like. Bases 1 to 645 code for a protein of 214 amino acids. NCBI's taxonomy places the organism in Eukaryota, Metazoa, Arthropoda, Insecta, Hymenoptera, Vespidae. The transcript has 2 exons. The record is from RefSeq and is a predicted model, not a curated record.
AUGCUAGCGCCGGCUCCGGAGGGCCCGGCUACGACAGCACGGACCCCGCAGAGAUCGGUCACGCCGGGUCACGCCGGCUCGGGCCCCGGAGAUCCUGGCCACGCCGUGCCACGCCAGCGCGGGGCACGGAGAGCCCGGCCACGCCGGGUCACGCCAGCGCGGGCUGCGGAGAGCCCGGCCGCGCGAGCGUGGGCUCCGAAGAGCCCGGCCAGGCCGAGCGACACCAGCGCGGGACCCGCAGAGCCCGGCCUCGCCAGCGCGGGCUCCGGGAAGCCCGGCCACGCCGGGCCACCGCGGGGCACGGAGAGCCCGGCCACGCCGGGUCACGCCAGCGCGGGCUGCGGAGAGCCAGGCCACGCCAGCGCGGGCCCUGGGGUGCCCGGCCACGCCAGGCCACGCCAGCGCGGGCUCCUGAGGGCACGGCCACGCCGUGUCACUCAAGCGCGUGCGCCGGAGAGCCCGGCCCCGCCGGGUCACGCCAGCGCGGGCUGCGGAGAGCCAGGCCACGCCAGCGCGGGCCCAGGAGAGCCCGGCCACGCCGGGCCACGCCAGCGCGGGCUCCUUAGGGCACGGCCCCGCCGGGUCACUCCAGCGCGUGCGCCGAAGAGCCCGGCCACGCCAGGUCACGCCAGCGCGGGCUCCUGA